UCUGAAGGGGGAGAAAACAUUUCCUCAUGAAGGAAAGAAGGAGAGAAGCUUCCAGAACAGAGCAGAAGACUUUUCAUCCUCUCAUUUCAAACUGCUGACUGCUCCUUUCUUCUUUUUCACCUUUUCACUUCAUAUUGAGACCAGAAUUCAACUCAUUUUGACCUGAAAACACUUCAGUCCUUCAAAGGAUCAAACAUCUCACCUGCAUUAAAGCAUAUCAGCACCUCAUCGUGGUCUUUCCAGGAAGUCGAUGAACACAGUGAAGGUUUAGUGAGAUAAAUCAGACUCUUCACAAGGACAAAGAUGAGCUCAACUCCAGAAAUCCUCCUGAAAAUGCUGGAUGAUUUGACAUCUGAAGACUUUAAAAGAUUCAAGUUCCAUUUGACUGAAAUUGGCAUCUUUGAAGGAUGCAACGCAAUCCCAGUAGGACAACGAGAGACACUGGACAAGGUGGACACAGCGACACAGAUACACGACAGGUACAGUGAUCAUGCUCUGGAUCUCAUGAAACUGCUGUUGGAGAAAAUGGGGAAGAAGUGGAUAUGGGAUAAACACACCAUAAACACCACAGAACCUGAAGGGAACGAUGGACCUCAAAAAAUUCUUUUGUCAAUGAUAUCCAAGAAGUGUCAAGAAAAACUGAAGUCCAGACUGAAGAACAAGUUCCAGUAUGUGUUUGAGUUGAUCCCUAAACAAGGAGAGGCUCCCGUCCUGAACGACAUUUACACAGAACUGAAAAUCACUAAGGGAGGGACUGCAGGGGUUAAUAAGGAACAUGAGGUCAUUCAGAAUCCAACAGCAUCCAGGAAAAAAGACAGAGAAGAAGGAAGCAUGAAACCAGAAAAACUCUUUGAAGCCUCACCUGGACGAUCUGAAAAAGUUAGAACAGUGCUGACAAAGGGAGAUGCUGGCUUUGGAAAAACAGUGCUGACACAGAAGUUCACUCUGGACUGGGCUGAAGACAAAGCCAACCAGGACAUCCACUUUAUAUUUGCAUUCACCUUCAGAGAGCUGAAUCUGGAGAAGGAGAAGAAGUUCAGCUUGGUGGGACUCGUUCAUCACUUCUUCACUGAAACUAAAGAAGCAGGAAUCUGCAGCUUUGACGACUUCCAGGUGGUCUUCAUCUUUGAUGGUCUGGAUGAGUGUCGACCCCCUCUGAACUUCCACCAGACUGGGACCCUGACUGAUGUUACAGAGCCCACCUCAGUGGAUGUUCUGCUGAUAAACCUCAUCAAGGGGAAUCUGCUUCCCUCUGCUCGAAUCUGGAUUACCACACGACCUGCAGCAGCCAAUCAGAUUCCUGAUAAAUGUGUGAACAGGGUGACAGAGGUCCAAGGGUUCACUGACGAACAGAAGGAGGAGUACUUCAGAAAGAGGUUCAGAGAGGAGGAGCAGGCCAGCAGGAUCAUCUCCCACAUCAAGAAAUCACAAAGCCUCCACAUCAUGUGCCACAUCCCACUCUUCUGUUGGAUCACUGCUGAAGUUCUGGAGGAAGAGUUGGAGAACAGAGAGGGAAGAGAGCUGCCCAAAACCCUGACUCAGAUGUACAUCCAGCACCUGAAGGUCCAGGCCAAAAUGAACAGUGUCAAGUGUGAUGACGGAUCUACCUCAGAUGAAAUCUGGAGUCCAACGAGCAGGGAAAUGAUAGAGUCUCUGGGAAAACUGGCUUUUGAUCAGCUACAGAAAGGAAACCUGACCUUCGUUCCGUACGACCUGACAGACUGUGGCAUCGACCUCAAAGCAGCCUCAGUGUACUCAGGAAUGUUCACAAAGAUCUUGAAAAAGGAGAAAGGCCUCCACAACAGUGUGUUCUGCUUCAUCCAUCUGAGCUUUCAAGAGUUUCUGGCUGCUCUUCAUGUCCAUCAGAUCUUCAUCAAGUCAGGAAUCAACCUGCUGGAUGGAAAACAGCAAACAUCCAAGAUGUCCAAAGAGAUGAAGACAACACCAACUCUGCACCAUCUCCAUCAGAGAGCUGUGGACGAGGCCUUGAAGAGUCCAAAUGGACACCUGGACUUGUUCCUCCGCUUCCUCCUGGGUCUUUCACUGGAGACCAAUCAGAGUCUCCUUCGAGGUCUGCUGACACAGACAGGAAGUAGCUCACAGACCAAUCAGAAAACAGUCCAGUACAUCAAGAAGAAGCUGAAUGAGAGUCUGUCUGCAGAGAGAAGCAUCAAUCUGUUCCACUGUCUGAAUGAACUGAAUGAUGGUUCUCUGGUGGAGCAGAUCCAACAGUCCCUGAGGUCAGGAAGUCUCUCAAUAGACAUUCUGUCUCCUGCUCAGUGGUCAGCUCUGGCCUUCAUCUUAAUGUCAUCAGAAGAAGAUCGGAAAGAGUUUGACCUGAAGAAAUACUCUGCUUCAGAGGAGGCUCUUCUGAGGCUGCUGCCAGUGGUCAAAGCCUCCAACAAAGCUCUGUACGUACCUCGUGAACUAAUAUGGAGACCUGCGUGAGCUUCACAUCAAGCACAGAUAUUAUGAAGUUUCCAAUGAAUGUUUGAAGAUAAUAUGAGUUUCUUUUUGUUCAUCAGGUUUUGUCAUCUUGUAAAAAAAUCAGCCUGGAAAAUCCAGAUUGGUGAAUGUGUCAACAAAGGAUUUCCAUGGUCUUUAAAA
Salarias fasciatus (jewelled blenny) is the source of this 2607-nucleotide messenger RNA. RefSeq names its product NLR family CARD domain-containing protein 3-like. The transcript has 3 exons. The coding region runs from base 304 to 2448 and encodes 714 amino acids. NCBI's taxonomy places the organism in Eukaryota, Metazoa, Chordata, Actinopteri, Blenniiformes, Blenniidae. The record is from RefSeq and is a predicted model, not a curated record.